AUGUGCCAGCAGCACGGUCACUGCUCAAUACCUAUUCAUCUCUUCUCGAAUCAUUCCCCCAGGUUGAGCUCACUAGCAGCUCUGGCAACAGCAAUUCAUCAUCAAAGAGCUUUAAGAAAUUGUAGGAUCGCAUUCGAGGGGAGCCUGUCUUGCUACGCCAGCCAGUCUUUCCCGAUGACGACUACCACAGUACCAACACCGUUUGAAUGCGGAUUAAAGAUGCGAAGUUUGUCAGAGGAGGGGAUGACUCUUCAGCUCAAUCUGCUGUUCUGGCCAUCCCUGUCACCCAUUGCGACAGCCAUGACAUCCAUACAAUCAGCACCGGAGACGUCUACUACACUGUUCGAACUUGAAGCAAAGAAAUCAAGCUCAUCAGCAGGAUACAGUGGUGCCGGUGGUGGGUCAACGAGCGGAGGCUCUUUGUUACUAGUUAGAUGGAUGCCAUUAAUUGGCAGUUUCACCUGCUACCGACACACUAUUGACCACACCCUGCUCUCAUCUUUGACCACGCAGAUACCGGUUUCCAUGGAUGGCGACGUAGUUGAAGGUUCAUUACUGCAGAUGGGUGGAUACAUGGUUUGUCAGCUCAAUUACUUGGUGGAGGGCCAUAUACUCUCUGACACACCAUGGCAACGUGGAGCUUUGAGAACAAUUUAA
This is a messenger RNA of Desarmillaria tabescens, 657 nucleotides long. RefSeq lists its product as uncharacterized. The record is from RefSeq and is a predicted model, not a curated record. Lineage: Eukaryota; Fungi; Basidiomycota; Agaricomycetes; Agaricales; Physalacriaceae. The transcript is spliced from 8 exons. Bases 1 to 657 code for a protein of 218 amino acids.